Molecule: messenger RNA, 1689 nt
Organism: Bipolaris maydis ATCC 48331
Lineage: Eukaryota; Fungi; Ascomycota; Dothideomycetes; Pleosporales; Pleosporaceae
Source: RefSeq, a predicted model, not a curated record
AUGGUCUACUCGCUGUCGUAUCGCCGCCCAGGCCGUGCCACUGUUGCCGACAAUGCCUCUGCCAUCUCCAAUGACACCAAGCGCGAGACAAUUCGCGCAUCAAUCAAGUCUGGCUCGAGCGGCAUAUCCAAUGGCAUUCCCGAAGCCUUGUCCUUUGACAACAUUGUUGCUGGUGGCACUUGCCCGCCUUGUACCGUUCGUGAUUUCAUGAACUUCCUCAAGUACAUCGAGCUGUCCGCCGAGAACCUGCAAUUCUUCCUCUGGUACCGCGACUACGUCAAGCGCUUCAAUGCCCUACCAGAAAGCGACAAGGUCUUGUCGCCUGAAUGGACUGGUGAGACUAACAACGCCAACGACCCAAAGCCCAGCCCACUGCUUUACAGUACUGAAGCCGCAACUAUCCUCAAAGGCACCGAUUUCGCCACCGAAGGCCGCCGUGCUGAAUCCGACAAGGCUGCUAGCGAUCCUUUUCACACGCCGCCUCGCACUCCUAGCAGCUUCGACCAAGCGGCUGCCGGCUCUCUCGACUUCAACAGUGAGAGCAGAUCUGGCUUCAAGAUUGAUCAUGCCCAGCGUGCUGCUGGUGCGUUUGAUCAUGCUGGCCUCAAAUGGAAACCACUAUCCAUCCAGCCGUACCGAGAAGAGAUCAAUCGCAUCAUCUCCAUCUACAUUGCCGACAAUGGACCGCGCCAGCUGAACCUCUCGUCCAAGGAGCACACUUCUUUGCUGCAUGCUCUCCAGAACACGACACACCCAUCUGCCUUCAACGAUGUCAUCACGUCUGUCGAAUGGUCGCUUCGUUGCCAGGCACAUCCCAACUUUAUUCGCUGGACCAUCUGCAACGGCAACCGUCCCCGUGUCAUCUUCGCACGUGGCCUCGGUAUUGGCGGCAUCGUCGCCGGUCUCGUUACUGCCAUCGUUCUCACUCUUAGCGGCGCUGGUCGUGCAUGGCGCGUCAUGUCGCUGAUUGGUUUCUUCAUCGGCAUCUCCACCCUGAUUGCAGCCUGGAAAGGCAUGUGUGUGGUGCUUCACGGCAUGCAUCAUCGACAUCUCCGACCAUGGGAGCUUUUUGCGUCCGACGAUGAACUGCAGGCCGAAGAGAUCAAAUCCGAGUCUUCCCAAAGCAUAGAGUCUCACGCAUCCACCAAUUCUUACGAAGAUGAGCCAUGGGUUGCACGCUACGAAAAACGCAACCUUGUUCGCAAGGUCUUUGACCGUGAGAUCUGGAUCCAGGAGCCUGCUCUUCGCCAGAUUCAGGAUACCAUCUUCCUCCAAGCUAUUCUCGGUGCUCUCAUCAUCUCUGGCGUGGCUGUCGGCAUCUUUUGUGCUGUUCCCCAGGGCAACUUCUUCUAAACACAGCAUACAUUUCCACGAUGAAGCCUUCCCACAAUUCCUCCGCUUGUUACGCCCUUGUUCCAUUCGAUACGAAUUCUUUUUUGAUACCCAAUUACCGCGUCUUGACUACCCUCCCCCAAAUGUAUCCGACAUCAUCUACUGAAGCUUCUUUGAUAGAUGAUGCGCAAUGUACUCUUCUUAUUUCAAGCUAUACUAUCGCGCAGACGAGGAGGCACGGCCGCGUAGUAGGAUAUUUUGCUAGAUUGUUACAUAUAUAGCCCACAUGACAAAACAUGUGAGAACGAAGAUUAACGUUGUAUUUAAGCUUAUCCGAACAACAAAAGAAAAGUCUCA